Penicillium cosmopolitanum is the source of this 210-nucleotide messenger RNA. RefSeq lists its product as uncharacterized. The transcript has a single exon. The coding region runs from base 1 to 210 and encodes 69 amino acids. Lineage: Eukaryota; Fungi; Ascomycota; Eurotiomycetes; Eurotiales; Aspergillaceae. The record is from RefSeq and is a predicted model, not a curated record.
AUGCAGAAGCCGUUCCUCCCCUCCUUCAUCGCCGUUUUCACCAUCUGCGCCAGGCUGUUCAGCUAUUCCUUCUCGGAUGUUUUGACAUUGAAGGCCAUGAUUCUCAUCUGGGGCAUCUUUAUGCCCCUUAUUAGCGCGUCCAAGUUAUCACAGGUCGAAAAUGGAGUCACAGAGUCCCUACCACUCUUCGAGCUCGCUUGGUGCGUUUGA